UAGAGGAGUGUUAUGUUUAACAUUAAUAAAUAAAAUGUCCAUAACAAAACAACAAAUUAGAUUAAUCAUCAAUCAUUUAAAUCAAUGAGUUUAACCAUCAAGGAUGAUGAGUUCAUUGUAUUGAUCCUGGUUGCAUAUAGACAUUGUCAUUUAUAGUAUUUUAUUUAGGAAAAGAUAUGGUGUCAGUUCCCUAUAGAAAAUUCCCCUUUUCUUACAUCAUUUGUCCACUUCCUUUUGCUUCGUCAUCAACACAAAAAGGCCAUUUCCAACCAGCUUUUCAGUAACACAUUAUUUUGAUUUACAAUACGCGGGAAGGAGACCACAUUGAGAAACAUUUGUCUUUGUGGAAUUUGGAUUGUCCCUUUUUUUGUAAUCAUUGAAAUAUAUACAUUUUUGGGAGUGGCUGUUUAAACCUGGACUGAAAGAAAUUAACGAACUGAACCAAAGAUCCCCUUUGCAGGACUUGAGAUCCAUUGUCUUGGAAAUUAGCAAAUUCAACAAAUUUCUUUGUGUGCUGGAAUGGAAACGAUAAUUGCUAUGCCAUUAAGGGGAUUUUUUUUCUGUUCAUUUGGAAUAUUAUAUUUAUUUUUGAACAGUUAUUUUUGUCCCACUACUGGCUACGUGCUGAAGAACUGCUUGGUCACACUGAACACACAGGCCAUUUGUCAGAAGAACAGUUUAAAAGUAUUUCCAAAGGACAUUCCAGCAAGAGUCACAAUAAUAGACCUGUCUCAAAACAAAAUUUCUAUACUAAAUAAAACACCUUUGGCAAAUUUAUCAAAUCUGUUGCGCUUAGACCUGAGACACAACUUGAUCUCCAAGAUUGAAUCUGGCACUUUUGUGGUUCAAAUGUCUCUAGAGGUGUUGAUUAUAAACAACAAUAUGCUUUGUAAGCUAGAGGAGGGUAUGUUUGAUGGCUUAGUCAAUCUCACAGAAUUGAGUCUGACUUUCAAUAACAUCGACACAAUAGCACCGGCCUCUUUCAAGUCUCUGAGCAAACUUAGGUUUUUGGACCUAGGCCAUAACAAACUGCGCAACUUAGGAAAUAUCUUACAUCAUACACCACAUUUACAAACCCUGUACAUUACAGCAAACCAAAUUUCCACUUUUCAUUCAUGGGAGCUAUCAAAUAAGUCUACAGAGCUUGUUACACUUGAUUUGUCUAAAAAUGAGCUUAUGGCCUUUAGGCUCACUGCAGAUAUAUUUCCCAACCUCAAAAGCUUGAACCUUAAGGAUGGUUUAAAGAAUGGUAUUGUCUGGGAGGUGAAUGACACAUCGUACCUUAGUGGUGUGUCCAAACUAGAUAUCAGUGCGGUUCGCUCCUCAUUACAUGAACUGCAGGAAGUUCUAGGGACAAUUAACUCCUCACUGAGUUAUCUGAAGUUGAACCAUAUGAAUAACAACCUGCAGGAUCUCAUCGAUUUUUCCUGCAAAAACCCAUCGCUGAGCUCUUUUGAAAUCCGAAAUAACGGCAUCAAAGUUAUAGGUUCAGACAUGCUGAACCUGUGUACUAAUCUGUAUCUUUUGGAUUUAGGGGAAAAUGAGAUAACUAAAAUCUCUGACAAUUCGUUUCAAUCUCUUUGGCAGCUUAAAGUUUUAAUCAUAAAGUCUAACCAACUCACAUCGGUCCCCUAUGCCAUAAGGAACACCAGAAUCUCAACACUGGAUCUCAGCUCCAAUAACAUCAAUGGCCUUGACUGUGAUGAUUUUGCCAAUAUGACCCAUCUCAUAAUUCUCCAUCUAAACAAUAAUCCUCUUUUGGCUCUCAACAAUUGUGUUUCCAAAGAUUUGGUCAAUUUAAAGAUAUUAAUGUUGCAAAACAGCCGUAUUAGUCACUUAAACAGCACCUUCAAAAAAGACAUGCCAAAUCUUGAAGUGCUUACUUUAUUUAACAAUCAACUCGCUGUUCUAGAUUAUGGAGAAUUUAAAGCUCUGGAUAACCUCCAGAAUCUGUCAUUACAGGGGAAUAAAUUAGAACAACUUAAAAAUGGGACUUUUUUUGGACUGUCCAGUCUUACAUAUCUUAAUCUCGAAUCAAAUGAAAUAACUGAAAUUACAAACGGGACUUUUGGUGACUUGAAAGCUUUAAAGACAUUGAAUUUGAUGAGCAAUCACAUUAUAUAUGAAUCGGAAGAGCCUAUUGAUUAUCCACCAUUUGCUGAGCUUUCCAACCUGGAUACAUUGCUCAUUUCAUCUCAACGCAGACACCAUAGGUUCAACCUCCCUCAAAACUUUCUGAAAGGCCUGAAAAAUCUCUCGGUACUCAAUAUCAAGGGUAACAAGCUUACAUCCCUGCACCCACUCACCUUCAUCGAUACUCCUAAUUUGAAUAAGAUUGAUUUGUCUGGUAAUUAUUGAACAGACAUUCCAGACAAUUUGUUUUCCCCAAUUCAAAAACUAAAAAGUCUUUACAUUUCACAUAUAAACCUGAGGUCUCUAGAUUUUCUGCUCCAUGCUAACUUCUCGGAGCUGGAGUUCUUGCAGGUGGGGAAUAAUUCUUUUUCUGUGAUUAGAGAGCAAGUGAUACUGUCUCUGUCAGCACUUAAUUACCUGAAUAUGCAGGGUAAUAGCUUCACCUGUAACUGUGACAACGCAUGGUUCCUCAAAUGGGUAAUCACGAACAAGCAAACACAAGUGUUUGAUGCGUACAACUUUGAAUGCAACUACCCUCCAGACCACAAAGGAAAAAAACUGUUGCAGAUUGAUGUCCAUUCUUGUACAGUAGACACGGACUUCAUCUGUUAUAUUUCCACGGCAUGCGCGGUCAUCAUGACCAUAGCAGUCGCCUUCACCCACCAUUUCCUACAAUGGCAUCUGGUCUACGGGUACUACCUCAUGCUGGCGUUCCUCUACAACUCAAAGCACAAGAACAACCGUGCUCAUCAAUACGACGCCUUCGUCUCCUACAACGCAAACGACGAGGGCUGGGUGCUGGGGGAGCUGCUGCCCAAGCUUGAGGACGAGCAGGGCUGGAGACUGUGUCUGCACCACCGAGACUUCCAGCCAGGUAAACCAAUCAUGGAAAACAUAACAGACGCCAUCUAUGGCAGCCGGAAAACCAUCUGUGUGGUCAGUGCUGAUUACCUGGAGAGUGAAUGGUGCUCCAGAGAGAUCCAGGUCGCCAGCUUCCGUCUGUUUGACGAGCAGAAGGACGUGCUGAUCCUGGUGUUCCUGGAGGACAUUCCCAUGCAGCAGCUGUCUCCGUACUACCGUAUGAGGAGGCUCCUGAAGAGAAAAACCUACCUGAGCUGGUCCCGCGCGGACGCACACCCAGACCUGUUCUGGGAGAAGCUCCGGCAGGCCCUGGACACCCAGGAGCACCCAAUGGACAACAGAGAGGAGUUGGUUUGCAAGAGGAGGCAUUAUCUUGAUGGUGGAGACAAACUGUCGAGCCCGGAGGAGAAAGGGAAGGGGAAAAGGAAGAAACUGAAGAAUGGUCGAUAUUCUGACGACGACGACGACGACGACGUAGUAUCGCUGGAUCCUCAGUUAAGUCAAUGUAAGAAGAAGAAGAGAAAAAACACAGGUCUUAACGUCUUAAUGGAACUGGAAAAGCAAGGAUCAUGUCAGCUGAACUCAAUUAAUGAAACCAGGAAUGAAUGCCAUCACCCAUCUUAUGAGCUGUUGAGGGAGAACAACCACAGGCUGCAGAGGGAAAAUGAUUCUCUCAAGGCAAAAAUAGCAACAUUGAAAUUGCUGCCAGACGUUUUGCAGAAGAUGGAGGAGUUUCUUCGCUCAGCACCAAGACCAACGACAACACCAAUACCAACACCAACACCAAGACCAAGACCAGAACCAACACUAUCACCAGCACCAACAGCAGUUCCACCACCAGCAACAGAAGACCCAUCACCAGCACCAGGUCCAUCAUCAGCAUCAGCAACAGAGGCCCUGGGCCACUCUGUCAUUCCAAAAGGACUUGUGGAGCGCUGCUCCUUCCAAAGCCCCCAGAAGUUCGUAAAUGAUCUCCUACAUGGGAUGUAUACCAGGGAAUAUAUGGCAGGCCAUUCAGUGACUGGCCAGUCAUCCAGCUGCUGCACAGAAGGAAAACCUGGCCUAGCCAAACAGGACCUUGUUGAAAUAACAAAUGCUGCAAAGUUGAAGUUCACCUACGUAACUGAUACGAACAUAAAAGCAUUUAUACGACAAAAGCUAAACAAUGCUGCCAAAUUUCAGAAACAAUAAAUUAUCAACUGUUUAAAGAAAGUUAAACUUUUGUUCUAUUUUUUUUGUAUUUUAGCAGUCUGUAGAAAACACUGUGUUAAUGGUGGUUGUAAGCCUAAUGUUUGUGCAGUGAAUUAUUGUUACAGCACUAUGGUUAAAAAUGGCAACAACAAAAGGUGAUGCAGUUGAA
This is a messenger RNA of Gadus chalcogrammus (walleye pollock), 4354 nucleotides long. Its product is annotated as toll-like receptor 13. NCBI's taxonomy places the organism in Eukaryota, Metazoa, Chordata, Actinopteri, Gadiformes, Gadidae. The transcript is spliced from 11 exons. The record is from RefSeq and is a predicted model, not a curated record. Gene Ontology annotation, molecular function: transmembrane signaling receptor activity; DNA binding; protein binding. Gene Ontology annotation, cellular component: membrane. Gene Ontology annotation, biological process: immune response; toll-like receptor signaling pathway.